Talpa occidentalis (Iberian mole) is the source of this 900-nucleotide messenger RNA. It is a transcript of the gene FAM237A, whose product is annotated as family with sequence similarity 237 member A. The transcript has 3 exons. Lineage: Eukaryota; Metazoa; Chordata; Mammalia; Eulipotyphla; Talpidae. Bases 107 to 658 code for a protein of 183 amino acids. The record is from RefSeq and is a predicted model, not a curated record.
CCUACAGGACGCCGGAGCGGCGACCCGCACUUGCUCAAGAGCCGACCGAGUGUUUCCUCUCCACGCACUCGAGGGAAUUCAGAAAGGACCGAGCAGUUUCAGGACCAUGGCCAAUCUUGGCAACAGAAGAGGGAUCUACCACCCCUUGAGCUUCACCUGCUCCCUGAUCAUUAUGGGACUGUGCUGUGUGUCUCCUUUCUUCUGUCACAGCCAGACAGAUCUGUUGGCUCUGAACCAAGCUGAUCCUCAGUGCUGGGAAUCUUCUUCAGUGCUUCUCCUGGAAAUGAGGAAGCCUCGAAUUUCUAACACUGUUUCAGGUUUCUGGGAUUUUAUGAUCUACCUGAAGUCAUCUGAGAACUUGAAGCAUGGGGCACUGUUUUGGGAUCUGGCUCAGCUCUUCUGGGACAUCUAUGUGGACUGCAUCCUUUCCAGGAACCAUGGCUUAGGAAGGAGGCAAUUGGCUGUAGAGGAAGGAGCGAUCUCAACAGUGCAUCCUCAACACAAAGGGAUAAAACAAGGUGUAUCUCCUCAGCAAUUAAGAACCCCUUUCCUAAAGAAGAAAGAGUUGAUUGAAGAUUGGAUAAGCAUGAACCUGCGCAGGAGUGGGUUUAAGCUCAUUGGAAAGGUGACCGGUGGCCUGGAAAUAAAGAGAAAAUAAAUCUACCCUCAUUACUAACUCACAUUUGGAAUUAAAUAUAUACAUAUAUUUUUUCAUGACUAUUGAUCACUCACUGAAAUGAUGGAAUAUACAAAUAUUAAAGCACAUUCUCUCAGAGCACUUAGUUUCAUUCCUUUAGACUACUAGCACGUUCCUUGAAAUGGUGACAUUACUGCCAGAUCACCCCACUAACUGAGAGUUAAAAAUAGGUUUCCAAGAUGACUAGGGGAUCAGGCCACUCA